This is a messenger RNA of Colletotrichum gloeosporioides, 1734 nucleotides long. Its product is annotated as putative quinate permease. The coding region runs from base 1 to 1734 and encodes 577 amino acids. Lineage: Eukaryota; Fungi; Ascomycota; Sordariomycetes; Glomerellales; Glomerellaceae. The record is from RefSeq and is a predicted model, not a curated record. The transcript is spliced from 5 exons. Gene Ontology annotation, molecular function: carbohydrate:proton symporter activity. Gene Ontology annotation, cellular component: membrane. Gene Ontology annotation, biological process: carbohydrate transport; transmembrane transport.
AUGGGGUGCUUCAACACCCAUGCUUCGGGGACAAACGACCCCCCGGAAGUGCGAAACUGGCGUAUCCACUUCAUUGCACUUGUGGCUUCCAUGUCAGCUUUAGCAUUGGGUUACGACAGUGCCGUUAUCGGCGGUACGAUGGCUCUCGACUCCUUCGUCAGGGACUUUGGACUCCUCGAUGCCACGCAGUCCAAGAGAGAUGAAGUCCAAAGCAACAUCGUCUCUACAUUUUAUGCAAGUCGCCUAUCCAGUCUUUCCAAUGUUGCUUUCUUUGAGAUUGAAUAUGGAACUAACCUCAUGGGUUUUAGGCUGCUAGGCCGCAAACGAGCCAUCCUCAUCGCGUCCUGCGUCUUCCUUCUUGGUGGUACAGUAAUGACGGCAUCUAAUGGCAACAUGAACAUGAUCAUUGGCGGUCGCGCUGUCGCUGGCUUGGGCAUCGGAGCCUGUGCCCUCGUCGUCCCAGUUUACAUCGCUGAAACAGCUCCACCAUCCAUCCGGGGCCGUCUGAUCGGGAUAUUCGAAAUUGCUUCCCAAGGAGGGGGGAUGCUCGGUUUCUGGAUCAACUACGCAACCGAUCAGAUUGUCGCCAACGACGCCAAGACACAGUGGAUAGUUCCUCUAGCUUUCCAAUUGGUCCCUGGGGUUCUCUUGUUCGUCGGCAUGAUGUUCUGCCCAGAAAGCCCCCGAUGGCUGGCUAAAGGAGAUAACUACGAGUCAGCGGAAGGCGUGUUGACUAUGAUCCGAGGACUUUCAAAUGAUCAUUCAUACAUCAGACACGAGAUGGGCGAGAUACGCACUCAGAUUGAGCAACGAAGCACGACGAAAAUGAGCAAGACCGCCAAGGCGAAGAAACUAUUCCAGAAAGGUGUCCGAAACCGUCUGGGAAUCGGGCUGGCCUUGAUGUUCCUACAAAGCUUCACUGGGGUCAACAUUCUUAUGUAUUGUGAGUCGAUUCUUCAUUGGAGCUCCCCUGGAGGCGGUGGAAGUACUCGUCUCGUCCUUGGUGUGUCAUGGUAUCACGCUAACGGGUUUACGCUUUUACUAGAUUCUCCUCGGAUUUUCGAAACACUCGGCGUUACAGGGACCUCCACUAAGCUCUUCUCCACCGGGUUUUAUGGAGUUGCAAAGACUCUCGGUAUGAUCACCUUCACGAUCCUCGUAAUUGAGAAGGUUGGGCGACGAAAAGGUAUGAUAUGGGGUUCGGCCUUGGGAUGUAUCCCGAUGUUUUACAUUGGAUCAUACGUCAUGAAAGCCAACCCCAUCGAAGCAGCGGCCGCUGGAAGACCCGUUGCUAAAGACGGCUGGGCAUACCUCGCCAUCACGUGCGUUUACAUUCAUGGAUUCAUCAUCACAGCGACAUGGCAGGGAAUUACUUGGACGGUCUGCUCCGAGAUAUUUCCCUUGGACAUCCGCAUGCUGUGCGUAGCUCUCACUACAGCAGACACAUGGGUCGGAUCGUUCAUAAUUGCACGAACAACACCGUACAUGAUUUCUGACCUGGGCUAUGGAGCGUACUUCUUCUUUAGUGCUAUCCUGGUCGGCAUGGGUAUCUGGGCAUUUGCGUUCGUCCCUGAAACUAAAGGAAUUUCGCUUGAGGACAUGGACGCUUUAUUCAUGAAGCCUACUCACAAAAUUGUUUGGGCUCAACUGCGGCGGAAACCCUUUCAUACGGAGAGAGUGGAGCCCGAGGCAGAUGUUAAAGACCUCGAGGUUGAGGAAAUUGAGAAAAGGUGA